Messenger RNA from Exophiala mesophila, 3471 nucleotides. RefSeq lists its product as uncharacterized. The transcript has 4 exons. NCBI's taxonomy places the organism in Eukaryota, Fungi, Ascomycota, Eurotiomycetes, Chaetothyriales, Herpotrichiellaceae. Gene Ontology annotation, molecular function: protein binding. Bases 1 to 3471 code for a protein of 1156 amino acids. The record is from RefSeq and is a predicted model, not a curated record.
AUGGCUACUCAAAUACGGAGCAACCAUCCUGCCGAUGCAUGGGAACCUCUCAAGGACCAUAUUUGGUCCAUGUAUCUUGUUGAAAAUUACACUAUCGAAGAAAUCAUCGUCAAGUUGAGGAUGGAACAUGACUUUAACGUCACCAAAUCACAAUUAGAAACUCGAUUCAAAAAGUGGAACUUCCGCAAAGGUCUGGCCCAGCAUGAAUGGUUGCUUGUCGAUUCUAAAAUCAAAGAGCGGAAAAGAGAGUCUGGCAAAGAGAGCGAAGUUUACCUUAGCGGCGUUCCCCUAGAUUCCCAAAAAGUGAAGAAGGCGGUUUCGCGAUAUGGAAGCAACUCGACCUCAGUGUUACAGGGUGGCCUUCCACCUACGCCAGAAGGUGUGGAUAUCAGAACGCCUCUCCCUCUGGCGACAAUCCCUUCGCGUUCCCGCCCGACCACUCUCACCUCAACCCCGUUCCACUCCACCAGGCCCCUCUACUAUUCUCUUCCUCUCACGAAUUUCUUCUCCUCCUUCACUUACGGAGUUAAUCCCCCUUUUCACGGUAUUCGGCCACAUGUGCCAGAUUUGUUCACACAGCUGGAGAGCAUGCCAGAAAUCACCAACGAUAACGAUAGCGAACUAUGUUUAACGGCCAUGCACAACCUCGUCACGUCAACAUUUCAAUCUAUAGAAAGCUCGAUUCCACAGAGUUUGAUUUCUUUCGACAAACCGGGAACGGAGCUGAAACCAUCCUUCUCAUCAAAUCCGUCCGCGAUCUUAAAGACUUUUGUUUUCAUGCUGUCCAACAAGGCUAGCCGGGUUCCAAAACAGACGCACUUCUUCGCUGAGGACGAGCCGAAGAAGGAAAGACUUUCUCACGAAACGAUCAAUGGAUGCUCCAAAUCUGGACUUCUCGACGAGGUCUUGAAGAUCACGGGACCAACCGCUGAGGCUCUCCUGGAAGAGUUUUUUUCCGCUGCCAUUGAAGUGGAAGACGUUAGCGAUAUCAACAAAAUACUCGAUACUGGGUUUCAUCCUGAUGAGUUACGGUGCAGGCUGUCCGGCGGCAGAACGGUUACACCACUCCAGCGAGCCUGCGAAUUGGGCAGCGUUGCUGUUGCAGAGACAUUGUUGGAGCGCGGAGCAGACGCUAAUAAAUUCCUGAAGUGUACCCUCCCGCCAUUGAUUACAGCAAUUUCGAGCCGUCAUUCUCCUUUACCUGAAAGUCACAGAAUUGGCCUUGUGAAGAUCUUGUUGAAAGCAGGCGCAUGCAUAGAGAACCACGAUCUCUUCUCUGCAGCCAGCCGGGGUCUGGUAGAGAUUACAUCUAUCCUCCUCCAGGCAGGCGCAAUUCAACAGAGCCCAUUAGGAAAACCAAUCCUUAGGCACCUAUUGGACAGCUUCACUUUCACUAAUCGCACUAUCAUGGUUAUACGUGCUUUGAUUGACGCCGGUGCCAACACAUCUGCUAUUACCGGCGUCAUAUCAAAAGCAAUGGUGCAGUAUGGAUUAGAUGGUGAAGUCAUCACGCUGAUUAAGGACUUGUUGGACAGAGGAGCGCGCGCGACAGAGAACGAUUUGCAUUUGGCAGUGGAGGCAGACAGUUGUGCCGCCGUCACACUUCUUGUUCAGUACGGUAUUCCAAUCACGCCUGAAAUCAUAGGACACGCCGUCCGUCACUAUAGUUCAAACAUCAUGAAGAUCCUCCUUCAGUCAAAGAGUUCUGUCCCGCAUGCGGCAAUCGCAACAGCAGUUGAGCGUUGCACGAAAGAAGAGGUAUGCCUUAUGCUAAGAUUGAACGUUUUUGACCCCAAACGACAGUGCAUGACACUUACAGCCGCCAUACAGUAUGGCAAGAAAGAUAUCAUGGACAUGCUGUUCGCAUUUGGUGUACAACUUGAGCGUGGGAAGGAGCUCUGUGCGGCCAUUGAAGACGUUGUUCGUCGAGGUGACCUCGCAUUGCUUCAAUUUCUCCUCAGUGACAACUCGCCUUACCGGUCACCUGUCGUACGUUCACUGGGCGGCUCUUUGUGUUUGGCCAUCCGCGGCGGCCAACCGGAGAUGAUCAAAUUGCUGCUCGAACAUACGUCAAAUCUAGACCAACCCCUUUUCCGAAGGAAUGGCUCCUUUUCUACAUUGAGCCUUGACAGCGUACCACUCAUGGAAGCGAUUAUCAAGCAAGACACUACCAUGUUACAGAUGCUUCUUGCUGCUGGUGCAGCGGUCGAGUUCUCACAAUAUGAAACUCUUCACUCGGUGCUACCAGGUGCAAUUUCAGUGGGAGAUAUUACUUGCAUUCGGCAGUUGAUCGCUGCUGGGGCGAAUCCCAACGUGAGAGGAAUGAGCGACGAGAAGACGGCGCUUAUUGUGGCUAUAGAAAAGGGUGACUUUGAUGUGAUCAAGUUACUUAUGGAAAGCGGGGCAGACGUCAAUGCUCUUCCUACACACUUUCUGGCACUUGCUGCAGCUAUUGAACAUUGUGAUAUCAGAGUCGUUCGCUACCUUCUGGACAUGGGUGCUGACCCGAACGAGCCGGCUCUGCUCGCUGCGACUAAGUCCGAUAUCAGGACGAUGCACAUGGUGAUGGAAAGCAGGUUAGCUCGGUAUAAAGGCCUCAGUCUCGGCUUUGGGUGCAACGCCUUACAAUAUGCCAUCGCCGAGGCUGACACCGAGAAGAUCAAGGUUUUGCUUGAAUAUGGUGUGAAUCCCAACACCUUUAACAAUUGUUCACACUUUUCAAACGAUGAAGGACUGGUUGACUGUGGCUGUUAUGACCUUGAGGAGUGUGAGUCUUGUUUUGGGAUGGCUAUUCGCCCUGGUGGGGAUUCAAGGCAUGGCGUGGUGAGGAUGCUGUUGCGAGCUGGUGCAGAUCCCAACGGCAUGGUCCGGCGAGCGAACAGUACCUGGAUAGAUUCCAGGACCAGUGCUCUAGGGUCAGCAAUGCUUAGCAAGGAUACGACAAUGGUUGAGAUUCUAUUGAAAGCUGGCGCGUCUACUAGUGGAAAGUUUGACGUGGAAGGGAUGUAUACAGCAUUGCAAUUUGCGGUCCAGUGCGGGCUUGUUGAGAUGGUCAAUCUUUUGCUAGAACACCAAGCCGAGGUGAACGCACCAGCAUAUUGGGACCAUGGAGCAACGGCUCUACAAUUUGCCGCGAUAGGCGGGUAUCUGGGGCUUGCUUCAACUUUGUUGGAAAAAGGAGCAGACGUUGAUGCGGCAGGGGCCGAGGUCGAAGGAAGAACGGCGCUGGAGGGAGCGGCAGAACAUGGGCGAAUCGACAUGGUGCAGCUACUCAUCAACGCAGGAGCCCAAGUGACUGGAAGUGGCAGCAAGCAGUAUGAGAGAGCGGUGAAGUUCGCUGCGGCAAAUGGUCAUCGAGCAGUACGCCGGAUGCUUGAGAAAAUUCACAGUGAAAAGGUUACGUUGGAAGAGUCGAUGGAAGCUAUUGGCAGUUUUGAUGGAAAUGAAUGGGGCGGAGUUUGGGAAAUGUAG